Molecule: messenger RNA, 2874 nt
Organism: Paramuricea clavata
Lineage: Eukaryota; Metazoa; Cnidaria; Anthozoa; Malacalcyonacea; Plexauridae
Source: the annotation of a GenBank genome assembly
AUGGCGAAGAAGAUCGAAGUUAUCAUGGCCACUUUCUUCAUUGCUACAUGUAUUUCGUUUUGCUUUGCCAAGUCCACAAUCGACCUGCCUGAUGAAACUCCACCUCCCCCACGCCCGCCAGCACCCUUACCUACAGCUAAAGUCGGAAAAAGACUGGACAAAGUUGCAACGCUGCUUGGAACAGUGAACGCAGCAAUGGGUUCAUUCUCGAGAUCAAAGACCGUGAAAACAGUUUCUCAAUCUAUGAGAGGAGAUAACGACGCCGAAUUACAAGAAGGAUUGGAUCAGGCUAUAACUACACUUGCUGUCUUGGAUGUUGGCGGUGGAAUCGUUUCGCCUGUGGCAGCUCAUCUUGUCCAAUCAAUCGCAACUGUAGAUGCUUUGUCAAACACAAAAAAGGCACUGGAAAAAUUCGGUAACACACUUCCACAAUUUGCUCAUGAAUUGGACGAUCUAAGUGAUGACGUGAUCAAAACAAGACUUAAUCAAAUGAAGCAAGUGGUUUUGGACACAUUUAAAACCGACGUUCGGCAGAUGAGAAAAAGUGAUCCGAGCACUUUGAAAUAUAUCAAGAAAGCAAAGAGAUUGUUGAAGGUAAAAAGGCUUGCAAGUGUCCUUGGGCCAAUUUUUGAUAUUGUUGCUGUCGGUGUAAAUUCUUGGGCAUUGCACACAACGUUACGUGACUGCCGUCAAGAUCCUACAAUGUGUAACCAUGGCGCCAUCGCUUCAGCCUCGUUCAGCAUUGCUGCAGGGUUCGUUGGUCUGGGAACAUUUGUCGCCGUCUUCAAGAUGACUGCAGCAGCAGCAGUUGUCGCAGGCCCUGCUGGAGCAAUCGUUGCUGCACUGCUUGGAAUAACAGCAACUUGCAUCGAACUUUGGUACACACCGCCGUCCGUGCGAAUAGCAAGUGAAAACACGUUGAAGGAAGCUGCUAUGAAAGAGUUGGACACGUAUGCAAAAGAAGAACUGUAUAACGCCACCACAAAGUACACCAAGAAUGAUUUGUAUGUUGUCAACCAAGGCCAUCUACCAAAAUGGUUCACUUAUGACCCACCAAAAAAUUCAGUCCAAUUUGGUUUGGAUAGAGACGAACCACGUAGAUAUUCUCCAAAAGUUGGUAAGUGUUCUCGUCCGCACUGGGGAGAAGCCAAACGUCCUGGUCCUACCGGUAAAAGUCUAUCACUUUACAAAGUUUGUCCCUAUCUGGUUGAUGGCAACGAAUUCAUAUCAACCAAGGAUAUUUCAUCAUUUCCUUCAUAUCUCACAGACAAUCGCGGUUUAGGCUAUGAUUUCUAUGGAUUGGCGAAAGAUUAUCAAGAGUAUAAAAAUGGGGAAGGUCGACCAGAUAAUGAAUCACCGUACAAUGGGGCGACGGUGCUCGUUUCAACAAAUAAGGUUCAGCCAGCUGAGUUGGAAAACAGGGAACUGAGUGCAAAUUUGAGAGGACUGGAUAUAAACACGGGAAGAAAAGGAGGAGGUGAACCAUUCGACGAUCUGGUAGCAAUAGGAGAUAUGCCGUCGCUUGACGCUAGUGAGAAAGUGAUUGUUCGUACAGGAAAAGGAAAUGACGCGCUGAACAUUGAUGGACGACUCGGACCAUUUACAUCGGCUGGUGUGCUUGAUGCAGAUUUAGGAGAAGAGGGACAGAACACUCUGAAUUUUGGUGCAAUUCCUUCAGGUUACGGAAUCGAGGGAAUACGCUUUGAUGCAAAAACGGGCGUGGUCCAGUACAAAUAUGGCUCAGGUCAACCGCAAAAUGUUGGUAAAGUGAUGCAUGUUCAAAUUCUUGAGGCGUCGUCAUUUCAUGAUGAAAUCACGCUUCAUUCAAACAGGCCUGACCGAGAAGGCUUUACGGUAUUCAAGUUCAAUGGACUGGCUACAUACACGAUUGACAUAUCAUCGCUAACUACCAAAGACGAUACUAGGUAUUUCACGAUAAUCGACAGCUCGUCACCUUUGCGUAGCGAUGAAGGUCGCGUUCCUGUUCUAAAGCUGGUUAAUUUUGGAGAAAACGCAAAGGCAAAUGAUAUUCAAUACCGAGAGGAAGGUAUAUUCGUUUAUGGAGAACGUACUAAAGAAUCUCGUGACGUCGAAGAUGAAGGCAAAUCAAGUGAGCGCCGAGUUAUUGCGAAUGAAGGAGAAUGCGAUGGGGAAACGGGUGGAAAUCCAACUAUGGGUUCCAACGAUAAGAAACUUUUGGCAAUUAUAAAACUGACCCAUAAGCGUCUGAUCAAGAUAGAAGCAAAAGGCAGCAAUGGGAUAUGCGUAAUGAAACGGCGCAAACAACAGGAAUUAGAUACACAGUUCUUUCCAGGCAAAAGACUGCAUGUAGAUUUCAGCGAGCGAAAUUAUGACGGCAGCGAGGACGAUGAUUAUGCCCUCUUGAAAUGUCCUUUAAGUACGGUCGAUGAGCCAACGACGAUCAACCUGAGAGAUGGCAAAAGUGACUACCUUGUCAUUGGAGAGCACCUGUUCACGGAUCCGUGUGACAUCGCCCGUAUGAAAUUGGUCAGACAUAAAACUUUAGAGGACGCAUGGAACUUGGUAUUGGCAGGACCGGAUCUCAAAAAUAUUACAGGAAAAGCUCGUACAAUCACAUUGAUAGGAGUCGAGAAGAUCUUGAAUGAACAUGGGGAUAUUGUAAUAGACCUCCAAAACAGUCCAACACACAACCUGAAUGGAAAAUACACAGAUGUAUCGAGGAAUGAUAUGCGAAAAUGGGCUGAGACAUCACGCACGAAAGAGAUUAAAGAUAACAUGAUGACCUGUAUAGACGGAACUGGAGAUUUAUCACUAGAAGAAAGAGAGGAGCUUUGUAGCCAAGGAGAUGAGGAUGAAGAUGAGAAUGAUGAAGAAACACCAGAAGUACAGUAG